AUGUCUGCGAUCAACAGUGCGCGAACAGACGCCAUAAUGUCUUGCAUGCGGCGCGUGAGGCGUUACCUGGACCAAUGUUACGAUUUCGAUCACCUCCACGCCCAGAUUCCCAGCGCGGAAUACCAUAAAUACAAACAGUCCCAGCUCAACCACGUCCUCGACAUUCUCUUGACCCUGUUCGACUCGAAUUCUGGCGGCGCUGUGCCGCCCACUGACCCUCCUCACGAGCGGCCAGAGCUUGGUUGGGAUCUACCCCCGCAGUUUAAUGGUGCAAGGUUUCUGACAGGUGCCAGCAUUCAUCGGAUCCAACCCACAAGUACAAGCGAUAUGAGGGAUUAA
Molecule: messenger RNA, 339 nt
Organism: Fonsecaea monophora
Lineage: Eukaryota; Fungi; Ascomycota; Eurotiomycetes; Chaetothyriales; Herpotrichiellaceae
Exons: 1
Coding region: 1-339 (112 amino acids)
Source: RefSeq, a predicted model, not a curated record